Molecule: messenger RNA, 11709 nt
Organism: Haliotis rufescens (red abalone)
Lineage: Eukaryota; Metazoa; Mollusca; Gastropoda; Lepetellida; Haliotidae
Product: 85/88 kDa calcium-independent phospholipase A2-like
Exons: 17
Coding region: 195-2615 (806 amino acids)
Biological process (GO): positive regulation of ceramide biosynthetic process; lipid metabolic process
Cellular component (GO): mitochondrion
Molecular function (GO): protein binding
Source: RefSeq, a predicted model, not a curated record
AAAAGAAACCUAUGCACGGUCAUGCGACUUCCGCAUUGUAGCGUCAUAUUCACUCAAGUACGUUUUGUGGACAAGCAUCAUUUACUAGGAAAUGACAGCUUAAUGCGUUGAGCACUGUUGAGCUACUGUAUUGAGGAUAUGUCUACUGUCUACUCUCUCCAAGUAAGUCUAUGAUAACAGACUGACCUGACACAAUGGCUGGCUUGCUGAAGAAUUUUGUGGGUGGCAUUAUCAAUGCUGCCUCGGCCAACAUCAACCCAUACAAGGUUCAGGCCAGCAAUGCUGAUACAUACAGGGGCUUCCAAGUGAUAAAUCGUGAGGAAUGGCUGUUUCUGUACAAGCGCCCCGGAUGCUACGAGUGUGUACUGAUGAUGACGGUCACCAGCAAGUGCUUCAGCAUCUUCCGCAUCAUGAUGGAGGCUGAGGCAUUGUCCCAGUUCAACAUCCUGGCCCCGAAGAUGGUGUGCCUUGUGACCAGCAGCAGCAGCCUGAACCAGGAGGACGUGCUGCAGAAGGUCAGCGACUGCAUCCGCGAACACCCCACCUGGACCGCGUGCCACAUCGCCGCCUACAUCGGCCUCUAUGAGUGCUUCAGACAUGAAAUUAUCAGAAGUGCCAUCAACACGGUGUGUCCUGCGACAGGGUUGUCUCCCCUGAUGGCCAGUGUGCAGGGCAAGCAGAUACAGUGUAUACAGGAGCUACUCAUGUUGGGAGCCAGGAUCGAUGUCAGCGACAAGUACGGCCUCACCGUGUACCACCACGCUGUCCUCAACAACCCAUCAUGCCUCUCUAUGGUGGCCAGUUAUGACAAGGAAGGAGUGAUGAACUGGUUAGACGGGCGAGGAGAGACACCAUUGUUGAUGGCGUGUAAGAAAAAAUUACCAGAAGCAACGGAGAUGUUGCUGCACGUCUGUGCAGACCCCAAGAUAUCAGCCACUUCCUGUCUGCCUGUACACGCGGCUGUUGACGCUGGCGAUGUCAGGUCACUGGAGCUGAUCUGCCGGAACCACCCUGACCAGCUGGGGGCUCGAGAUCACAAGUACGGGGGUACCCCACUUCACUGGGCAAAGACAAAGGAGGUGAUAGAGUUCCUGGCCCUGGCUGGAUGUGACAUGAACUCCCUCAGCAACACGCGCGACACCGCUCUACACGUGAUGAUCUCCACCCAGCGCCUUGACUGCCUCAUGACAAUGCUGUGCUAUGGCGCCGACUGCAACAUGGCCGACAAGAAUGCAGAGACGCCACUACACUGGGCAGUGCAGCGAGAUGAUGUUGAGUUUGUACGGACAUUUGUUGUGUUUGGGGCCAGUGUUAACUUGAGGAACAAAAACCGACACACAUCUCGACAUCUAGCAGCCGUGUCUAAAGGAAAGAACAAGGAUCUCAUCCUGUACUUCCUGCAUGUGUCGGGAGCCAAGCGUUGUGGCGUGGAUGUCAAGGGCUGUCUAGUUGGCUGUGUGCCCGAGGGUACCCACAACGGCAUCCCCGACCCAGUCAUGAGGGGCCUUCUGAGGGUGGAUAGCGUAGCUCUGUUUGAUGAGAUGUUGUCUGCGCACGUCCCGACUGACGCCACCAUUGUCCACAAGGCAGGGUCAGUACUGGACAUGGUGGACGCUCCCUCUCACAUCGGUGAUCGGGUGUUGUGCCUGGAUGGAGGCGGUAUCCGAGGUUUGGUGCUCAUACAGAUGCUGAUGGAGAUCGAGGCUGCCUCGGGCCGACCAAUCAAAGACUGCUUUGACUGGAUAGGUGGGACCAGCACUGGCGGCAUCCUCGCUCUUGGCAUUGCCAGGGGGUUUUCUCUACAGUAUCUAAAGGGUGUGUAUUUCCGUUUGAAAGACGAAGUUUUUAAGGGGAGACGACCUUACUCAUCAGAGCCGUUCGAGGCCAUGUUGAAGAGAGAGUUUGGCGAGGAGGCUGUGAUGACUGACAUCAAACAUCCCAAAGUGCUAGUGACCGCUGUCCUGGCAGACCGGAACCCAGCAGAGCUGCACAUGUUCCGCACCUACAGGAAGCACCUGAAGACCCCCCACAGAGACGACAGGGACGUCAAACUGGUGGAGGUUCCAGACCCCGAGAAACAGCCAAUAUGGCUAGCAGCGAGGUGCAGUGGGGCAGCACCGACCUACUUUAGGGCAUACGGCAAGUUUCUGGAUGGCGGGCUCAUCGCCAACAACCCCACUCUGGACGUGCUGACGGAGAUCCAUGAAUACAACCUAGGACUCAAACAAAACAAUGAAGGUCACCAAGUACGACCACUUGGGUGUGUGGUGUCGUUGGGUACAGGGCGUGUCCCCCAGAAUGUGGUACAGAAUGUGGAUGUCUUCAGACCUGAAGGACUGUUUGACGCAGCAAAAGCUGUUAUGGGUGUCUCAUCACUUGGCAAUCUUGUAAUUGACCAGGCUACUGUGUCGGAGGGGAGACCCGUGGACCGAGCGCGUGCAUGGUGCAGCAUGAUCAACGUCCCCUUCUACCGCUACAGCCCACAGCUCUCGGAAAAUGUAGCCCUUGAUUGCCAUGACAACUCCAAACUGAUCAACAUGAUGUGGGAAUCUCACUGUUACAUGGUUGCCAACCGACACCGGAUUGAAGAACUGGCCACCAUGCUUAAUGUGUAGACUCGGUAGAAGUUUUGAUUAAACACUUUGAAAUAGUGAUACUGUUUGGAACAGGAACACCUUUAAAAUGUCGAACACUGAAAACUCUUGGUGUUUCAAGUUAUGUUUAAGGAAUUGAUAACAAAGGAGAUUUUUGUAGAAUUGUGAUGUUGUUUAAGACCUGUUUAUCCUAACUCACAGAUUUCAACAAAACCAUGUAUGACCUAAUGUGAUCCUAAUUGUAUAAAACCAUCAAUCUAGUGUUUCUGGUUGUCACACCUGUGAACCUCAGCCGGUACCAUCUUAUGAACAUUUAAUGUGUCAGCUGUCUCAAGAAUGUUACUAUGGUUACCAGUAUGAAAUAUGACCCACCCAACCUCAAAUCCAUCUGUGCCAACUGUAUUCGAUAAUCUGAUGUUGUAACUUAUUUCAAAGUAUGUGUUAGACGAUACUUGUUGUUAAUAAGUUGUCCUACUAAUAGCUUUCUCAGUCUAACAAGUUGUAUUUCUAAAAGCAGUAGACACCCAAAAUACUUCAAGUAUAUAAUGUUAUAGGUCCUUCUGUGUUAAAUUCUCGAUGAUUAGGUAGCCAGUGAUUAAAGUGUUUGCUCACAAUGCAAACCUCAAGUUCAUUUCUACAUAAUCCCCCAUGGGUAUUCCUGGUUUCAACAGGUCCCAAACAACCUAUGCUGGUCGUAAGAUGCGACCAAAUGGAUCAGAUGGCCAAGGUUGGUAUCCUGGCUGCUGAGGUGUUAUCGUACCCCGACAACUUGGAUCAUCGUUUACAAUAUCAUUGAAUGGAUUGUCUGGUCCAGAUUAUUUACAGGGCGCUGUCAUGUAGCUGGAAUAUUGCUAGUGCGGCAUUAAACAUCAAACAUAUGGGGACAGCUCGUGGAGCCCUCUCAUUCUCUCCAAUGAGUCUACUUAACAUGGAAAAGGGCAGACAUGUUGGACUUUGACCUCAUGUUAAGUAAUACAAGGAUAUUGACUGUAGAAAGGUAGAGGUCAUCAUGUUACUCCUUCAACAGCGGUGUGACAUUGCAAGAGUGUACUCCUUCAAUUGUGGUGUGACAUUGCAAGAGUGUACUCCUUCAAUAGCGGUAUGACAUUGCAAGAGUGUACUCCUUCAACAGCGGUGUGACAUUGCAAGAGUGUACUCCUUCAAUAGUGGUGUGACAUUGCAAGAGUGUACUCCUUCAAUAGUGGUGUGACAUUGCAAGAGUGUACUCCUUCAAUUGUGGUGUGACAUUACAAGAGUGUACUCCUUCAAUCGUGGUGUGACAUUGCAAGAGUGUACUCCUUCAAUUGUGGUGUGACAUUACAAGAGUGUACUCCUUCAAUAGCUGUGUGACAUUGCAAGAGUGUACUCCUUCAAUAGCGGUGUGACAUUGCAAGAGUGUACUCCUUCAAUAGCGGUGUGACAUUGCAAGAGUGUACUCCUUCAAUAGCGGUGUGACAUUGCAAGAGUGUACUCCUUCAAUAGCGGUGUGACAUUGCAAGAGUGUACUCCUUUAAUAGCGGUGUGACAUUGCAAGAGUGUACUCCUUCAAUAGCGGUGUGACAUUGCAAGAGUGUACUCCUUCAAUAGCGGUGUGACAUUGCAAGAGUGUACUCCUUUAAUAGCGGUGUGACAUUGCAAGAGUGUACUCCUUCAAUAGUGGUGUGACAUUGCAAGAGUGUACUCCUUCAAUAGUGGUGUGACAUUGCAAGAGUGUACUCCUUCAAUUGUGGUGUGACAUUACAAGAGUGUACUCCUUCAAUUGUGGUGUGACAUUGCAAGAGUGUACUCCUUCAAUAGCGGUGUGACAUUGCAAGAGUGUACUCCUUCAAUAGCGGUGUGACAUUGCAAGAGUGUACUCCUUCAAUAGCGGUGUGACAUUGCAAGAGUGUACUCCUUCAAUAGCGGUGUGACAUUGCAAGAGUGUACUCCUUCAAUAGCGGUGUGACAUUGCAAGAGUGUACUCCUUCAAUAGCGGUGUGACAUUGCAAGAGUGUACUCCUUCAACAGCGGUGUGACAUUGCAAGAGUGUACUCCUUUAAUAGCGGUGUGACAUUGCAAGAGUGUACUCCUUCAAUAGUGGUGUGACAUUGCAAGAGUGUACUCCUUCAAUUGUGGUGUGACAUUACAAGAGUGUACUCCUUCAAUAGCGGUGUGACAUUGCAAGAGUGUACUCCUUCAAUUGUGGUGUGACAUUGCAAGAGUGUACUCCUUCAAUAGCGGUGUGACAUUGCAAGAGUGUACUCCUUCAAUAGCGGUGUGACAUUGCAAGAGUGUACUCCUUCAAUAGCGGUGUGACAUUGCAAGAGUGUACUCCUUCAAUAGCGGUGUGACAUUGCAAGAGUGUACUCCUUCAAUAGCGGUGUGACAUUGCAAGAGUGUACUCCUUCAAUAGCGGUGUGACAUUGCAAGAGUGUACUCCUUCAAUAGCGGUGUGACAUUGCAAGAGUGUUUUGAACUAUUGCAGUACCAUUGUUAUAGGUAUGAUAACUCCUGGCCAUUAAUGAAUGCUGAUUGAAGACAAACAUUUUCUUCCUCAAAUUAAGGGAUGAUAAACGUGAAUAAUUUCUCAGGAUAUUUAUUCUUGCCUUUUACUUUUUGGUUUGAUUGUAGUUUUGUGAAAAUAAGUGAAACAUUUAUACAUGUUAUGAUGUCCAAACUAUUUAAAGGGCAAAAGUACUUUUAGAAUGUUUUUGAUGUCUGUUUUAUUGUGUUUAUAUUACAUGAUAUUGGAUCAAUAGAAGGAUAAUGCUGUUUCAGUGUAAUUCCACAGAUUUUCAAUUCAACUGGAUUAUUUCUUCCAAUUCCAACCCAAGCCAUUGUCAUCUGUGUUGAUAGUGACUAUUGUCAGUGUUUGUUUUCUCUAUAUCAGUGUAAAUAUCCCAGCUGGUUACAUUAGCAUGUGUUUAAGCUGUACUGUUGUUGUAUUUGUGAACCACUUGUAUAGGAACUGUUUAAUGACCUUACAAUUUAAAGGUGUCAUUUCAUGUCGAGGCAAUAUUUACAUAAAGCUUUGCAUACAAUCAUAGUUGUGAAAACCCAUGGCUUGUAAUCAAAUAUAGUGACUGUUUGAUUGGUUUCCUUAAAGGGGCUCUGUCUCAUCAUGGCCAGUACACAUUUCACAUUCCUGCGGAGACUAAGGAAGCCUUGCUUAACUGAUUCCCAAAGAUGUUGCUGUUGAUGAUACUGAUAGCUUACGGGGAAGUUAUUUAUUCCUGGAUCCAUUAAUGAAUGACUAUGUGAGAAUGUCUGUUGGCCGGAGAUAAGUGGUAGUGGCUCGUACUAUCAUUCUGUAUGUCUGUUGGCAGGAGAUAGGUGGUAGUGGCUCGUACUAUCAUUCUGUAUGUCUGUUGGCAGGAGAUAGGUAGUAGUGGCUCGUACUAUCAUUCUGUAUGUCUGUUGGCAGGAGAAAGGUGGUAGUGGCUGGUACUAUCAUUCUGUGAGUAUGUCUGUUGGCAGGAGAAAGGUGGUAGUGGCUCGUACUAUCAUUCUGUAUGUCUGCUGGCAGGAGAAAGGUGGUAGUGGCUCGUACUAUCAUUCUGUAUGUCUGUUGGCAGGAGAAAGGUGGUAGUGGCUCGUACUAUCAUUCUGUAUGUCUGUUGGCAGGAGAAAGGUGGUAGUGGCUCGUACUAUCAUUCUGUGAGUAUGUCUGUUGGCAGGAGAUAGGUGGUAGUGGCUCGUACUAUCAUUCUGUAUGUCUGUUGGCAGGAGAAAGGUGGUAGUGGCUCGUACUAUCAUUCUGUAUGUCUGUUGGCAGGAGAAAGGUGGUAGUGGCUCGUACUAUCAUUCUGUAUGUCUGUUGGCAGGAGAAAGGUGGUAGUGGCUCGUACUAUCAUUCUGUGAGUAUGUGUGUUGGCAGGAUAUAGGUGGUAGUGGCUUGUACUAUCAUUCUGUGAGUAUGUCUGUUGGCAGGAGAAAGGUGGUAGUGGCUCGUACUAUCAUUCUGUGAGUAUGUCUGUUGGCAGGAGAAAGGUGGUAGUGGCUCGUACUAUCAUUCUGUGAGUAUGUCUGUUGGCAGGAUAUAGGUCGUAGUAGCUCAUACUAUCAUUCUGUGAGUAUGUGUGUUGGCAGGAUAUAGGUGGUAGUGGCUUGUACUAUCAUUCAGUGAGUAUGUCUGUUGGCAGGAGAUAGGUGGUAGUGGCUCGUACUAUCAUUCUGUAUGUCUGUUGGCAGGAGAAAGGUGGUAGUGGCUCGUACUAUCAUUCUCUGAGUAUGUCUGUUGGCAGGAGAAAGGUGGUAGUGGCUCGUACUAUCAUUCUCUGAGUAUGUCUGUUGGCAGGAGAAAGGUGGUAGUGGCUCGUACUUUCAUUCUGUGAGUAUGUCUGUUGGCAGGAGAAAGGUGGUAGUGGCUCGUACUAUCAUUCUGUAUGUCUGUUGGCAGGAGAAAGGUGGUAGUGGCUCGUACUAUCAUUCUGUAUGUCUGUUGGCAGGAGAAAGGUGGUAGUGGCUCGUACUAUCAUUCUGUAUGUCUGUUGGCAGGAGAAAGGUGGUAGUGGCUCGUACUAUCAUUCUGUAUGUCUGUUGGCAGGAGAAAGGUGGUAGUGGCUCGUACUAUCAUUCUGUAUGUCUGUUGGCAGGAGAAAGGUGGUAGUGGCUCGUACUAUCAUUCUGUAUGUCUGUUGGCAGGAGAAAGGUGGUAGUGGCUCGUACUAUCAUUCUGUAUGUCUGUUGGCAGGAGAUAGGUGGUAGUGGCUCGUACUAUCAUUCUGUGAGUAUGUCUGUUGGCAGGAGAAAGGUGGUAGUGGCUCGUACUAUCAUUCUGUGAGUAUGUCUGUUGGCAGGAGAUAGGUGGUAGUGGCUUGUACUAUCAUUCUCUGAGUAUGUCUGUUGGCAGGAGAAAGGUGGUAGUGGCUCGUACUAUCAUUCUGUGAGUGUGUCUGUUGGCAGGAGAAAGGUGGUAGUGGCUUGUACUAUCAUUCUGUAUGUCUGUUGGCAGGAGAAAGGUGGUAGUGGCUCGUACUAUCAUUCUGUGAGUAUGUCUGAUGGCAGGAGAUAGGUGGUAGUGGCUCGUACUAUCAUUCUCUGAGUAUGUCUGUUGGCAGGAUAUAGGUGGUAGUAGCUCAUACUAUCAUUCUGUGAGUAUGUGUGUUGGCAGGAUAUAGGUGGUAGUGGCUUGUACUAUCAUUCAGUGAGUAUGUUUGUUGGCCGGAGAUAAGUGGUAGUGGCUCAUACUAUCAUUAUAGGAGAAUUUUAUACAAGGACCGUGUUUGAAUAAUUCCCUGCAGUAUGGCUGGCCAGCUGUUCAUAGAUUUACCAACUCUGGGCGUGUUUUAUUUCACAAACUAUGUUUCAGUGAUUCUCUCUGGUAAGGCUGAUGGCACGAGAUAUGUUAAGACUUGGAAGUGUUAUAUUCCAAGAGCUAUGAGGGAAUGAUUCUCUGUGGAAUGGCUGUUGUCUGAGAUCUGUUGUUUACAUUGGAGCUCUGGAUACCUUCGACCUUUACCAAGAGCUCUUUUUGCUGUCCAUUUAUUUAAUGUGUGUGUCAGAAUGUUAUGUUUCCACGGUUACUGUUAAACCACUCUUCAAUAAACCAAAGUAUGACAACAGAUGAAUGCUCUGGGACCAGAACAUGUGUACCGAUGAGCAGAUGAGUACCUAAUCAUGUAUCGGUACAUUUCAUAAAUUGACAAUGUCAACCAUGCUUCCCGAAUAUUUUCUUUAACUGUGUUACCAUGGUGACGUGUUGUGUAGCUCUUUGAAAUAUGCAUGUUGUUUGUCUCAUUGGGACACACUGUUUUAGUCUAUGGUUCACAAAUUUAAUAUAUUUUUUCUUUCAUUUGGCAGAAAGUUGUUUCAUUCAGUUUAGUGGGGGAAAAGAAAUGCUGAAUCUAUAUGGAUGUCAAGUAUUUUAUUAUGUUUUAUGAUUGUACGUGGCUUUAAUCUAAUAACCAAAAUAUUUAGAUGUUGCCUUACGCUAAUGUCUCGCCGGCUGUACAUGACUGUAUGCUUGAAACCACACCUGUGCCAUCAGAAUUGGUAUAAUAAUUCUGCUAUUUAUAGCAUGCUCAUAGAUAGGACACUAGUUUUCAAUGUGUUUGGUUCCAGCUGAUGUUGAGAUUCGAUCAAGUUUGAUUUAAAGAUAUGAAACAAAAGGAAUUCAUGACUUAACUCCAACAAACAUUUGAAUCCAUGGUCUUGGGGGUGGGGGUUAUUGGGGCAUAUGCAUAUAUUAAAUAACCAAUGGCGUACAAGUGAUUACAGAAAUUGAUUAAUGAGUGACACGUUACCCGGUUCUCUUUUUUGGUUCUUGAUGCUGCAAGAAGGCAGUGUGUAUUAGAGUUACCUCCCCUUGCCUUUACUUCCAGGUAGAAUGACCAGGUGGGAACUAAUGGGGAGGAAGGGAUAAACAACAGUUGUUUUUUCUACAAUAUGAAAUUGAUGAAAUGUGUGUUUUCAGAAGAGUGUACAUGUAGUAUUCAGUGGCAAGGUGAUCAGACCAUAUCACCAAGUUGAGGGUCCGGCCUUUUAUUACAGAGCUGGGUAUGUCAGAGGUUUUUGAUGCACUAUUGUACAGAAAAUAAGGACCCUCCCCAAAUGCUUGUCAUGUUUUGGAUGACUCUCCCAUGUCCCAUUUUUCACCUAGUAGCCCUCCAUGAGAAGACAAAAUGCCCGUGAAGAUCCGGAGUAGAAUAGGUUUUCAGCAACCAAUGCUUGCUGCUUGUCAUAAGAGCCUAUUAAUGGGAUCGGGUGGUCAGGCUCGCUGACUUGGUUGAUACAUGUCAUCGUAUCCCAAUUGCGUGGAUCGAUGCCCAUGAUGUCAAACACUAGAUUGUCUGGCCUAGACUCUAUUACUUACAGACCAGUCAUAUCGCUGGAAUAUUGUUGAGUGCGGCAUUAAACAACAAACAAACAAACAAAAUGCAAAAGUACUAUAUUGUAUUAUAAACUGCCCAUUUUUUCAUGACCCUCCCCAAAUAUGUGUGUUUUGUUUUCAUGAACUUCCCUUAGAGACUGUCAUAUUUUUGGGUGACCCACCGCUAUAAUAAAUUGUCAGUCCCUUAGCUGUCUUUGUCUGAAUUGCUUGGCUUUAAUCAUGUUAUACAGUGAAGGUAAACACUUAUUUGCUGUGUUGUGAAUAUGUAUCAUUCCUUUGAAUGUUGUUUCAUUCCACGUGAAUGCUGAGGCUGUUACAUUUGUGUACUUCCAGGAGUGUUGUCCACACAUGCUAUUCUGCACUUCCGUGAGUGUUGUCCAUGCAUGGAAUCUUUCACCGACAAUGUUUGUACCGUUGCAAUUAGCUUUGAUGUACAGUAGGAUGAAACUCUGAGUGGAACACAUAAUGGUGAUGUCCUAUGCUGUUUGUUAUGACCCUACACACUGAUGCAAGCUAUUGUCAGUGUGAUUGAUUGAUUGAUUGUGAUGCUGGUCAUAAGUGCCGACAAAAUGGAUCAGGUGUAAAUGCUGUGACUUGGUUGAUUGUGUGUCAUCGAACCCUGUUUAAGUGGAUCGUUCCUCACAAUAUCUCACUGGAGUCUGGUCCAGACUCCAUUAUUUACAGCUGGAAAGAUCGCUAAGUAAUGUUAAAAACAAACAUGCAAUAAAAAUAGGUUGUGGAGAAAAGUACUACAUUGAUAUUUUAUGUCUAUUGCAAAUGUUCAACUUCAUUUUGGAAAUCUGUACCAUGUAUACUCUAGGCCAAUCCAAUGUGAUUCUUUUUUCCAGAUUUAUUGGUUAGAUUGAUAGAUACAAGUCUUUCUUUUUCCUAAUUCGAAAACACUUUUCUUGAAAUAAGCCGUAUAAACAAAAACAUGUUUCAAAACAUAUUCAUCUUUUCAGUCACCAUCAAACUGCCUUUUUAUUUAAUUUAAUGAUAAUGGAUAAAAAUGGCCUCACUUAACAUAAUGCAGUCAUCAGAAAUAUGCAACGACAUUGUACAUGUAAUAAAAUAGUUUCACUUGACCAUGUUGACAUAUAUAAGGAAUGAUUGUAAGGUCCUGAUAUAGUGACAUGUGUAGGUAAUGUGUGCACAUAAAGACCUGGCACAUGUAAAACUAUACAUGUCCAGUCAGUGGCUUACAAAUGGCCUGGAUGUCAGGUCUCCUUACCUGGUCAACACUUACAAAGAACCGGGGAUCUUUCUGUAGCCAACAACAAAACACACACUGUUUUCAGGACAUCUUGUUAAACAGGACCUGAUCAAUGUUCUUAUUUCUGUUAUACCAUAAAAUAUUUAUUGAGUUUAUCAAGUUUGUUGAUACUUAUUUUGUAUUACUUACCUUGUAUUACUUACCUUGUACAUUGAUAUGUUGUUUGAAUGAUUUCAGAAGUGAUACCGUUAAUCUGAUGAUCUGAGUGUGCCACCAGAUAUCUUAUUGUCUUUCCAGUUAGUCAAGCCCUAUUUUCUAUAGCUAAAGUAAACUUUCAAGAUGUAAAGCUGUAUUUCAUCUUUCUAUAGGGAUCUAGGCAAGACAUUGUAAGGUGAAAGCAUGGAUUGUUACUUAUAAUAUCAACCAUUGGAUUGUCCGGUCAAGACUAGAUUGUUUACAACCUGCUGCCAUAUAGCUGGAAUAUUGCUGCGUGUGGUGUAAACAACAGACAAACAAACUUGAUGAGAAAAAGGUUUAGAAUUUUACACUUGAGAGGCUCCUUGGAAAAUUAAAUUAAAUUAAAAAUGUCUAUUGAGGACUUGGCACCUGUGUUGUUCUUUAAAAGAUAUACAGGCAUCAUGCAUGGUCUGCUGCUAGAGUUUGUCCUAGACUGGGGCACUCCUGGCUUUCAGAGUUCUGGGCCUUUGGUGUACCAGACACCAAUGAUGAUGCAUUCACCUCACAUAAUUGUCGUGAUUAUAUUUCUAGGUGUGUCAGCACCUUAUCCAUGCACUGGUUUCAAAAUAUAAUCGUCUAAGACCAGCAUCAGUUGCGGCUUUCUGGUGUAUCAAGCUGACACACUGUGGCAUAACUGAAAUACUGUUCAAAGAGGCACUAAACGAAACUCACUCACUGAUAUCCAGCUGACAAAUGGAAUAUAACAAGAACCAACUGCUUGUGCAGAAAUUGUCUCAUGACAUUAAGAGGUACAUAAUGAUUACCUGUUUUUAUCAAUGUUAUUCAAAAUGAUUUUCCCGAGCAUCUGCUGGUACCAAACUGUGACACCUGAAUAAAUCUCACCUGAAAAAAUA